Molecule: messenger RNA, 993 nt
Organism: Didymosphaeria variabile
Lineage: Eukaryota; Fungi; Ascomycota; Dothideomycetes; Pleosporales; Didymosphaeriaceae
Gene: CRC1
Product: carnitine transporter
Exons: 2
Coding region: 1-993 (330 amino acids)
Biological process (GO): carnitine transmembrane transport; mitochondrial transport
Cellular component (GO): mitochondrial envelope
Molecular function (GO): O-acyl-L-carnitine transmembrane transporter activity
Source: RefSeq, a predicted model, not a curated record
AUGUCGAACAAACUCGAGAACCCGCUCAAAGCAGAAAAUCUCCCCUCCAAAGAAGAACUGAAGGAGGAUGUCAAAGAGGCGACCAAGAAGUCAGCACAGUCGCUGCGCGCUCUCGUCGCAGGUGGCGUUGGCGGCGUCUUUGCCGUCGUCGUGGGGCACCCUUUCGACCUCGUGAAAGUGCGGUUACAAACCGCCGAGAAGGGCGUGUACAGCGGCGCAAUGGACGUAGUACGCAGAACGAUUGCGAAGGAAGGGCUCGCAAGGGGCUUGUAUGCGGGUGUGAGUGCGCCGCUCGUGGGCGUCACGCCGAUGUUCGCGGUAUCCUUCUGGGGCUACGACGUCGGAAAACAACUAGUCUCCAGCUUCUCGAAAGUCGAAAACGGACAGUACAGCGUCGCGCAAGUUUCGGCCGCCGGUUUCUUCUCUGCGAUCCCCAUGACGAUUAUCACCGCACCCUUCGAGCGCGUAAAAGUGCUGCUCCAAAUCCAGGGCCAGAAACAGCUUGCGCCUGGUGAGAAGCCAAAGUACAGCGGCGGUGUCGAUGUCGUGCGCCAGCUGUACAAGGAAGGCGGUAUCCGCUCGGUCUUUAGAGGAAGCGCGAUGACACUUGCGAGAGAUGGACCCGGGUCUGCGUGUUACUUCGCGACGUACGAGGUCGUGAAGAGGAAGUUGACGCCCAAGGAUCCGGUUACUGGACAGCCGGGGCAAUUGUCGCUUUCUGCGGUUAUGGUCGCGGGUGGUUCUGCGGGUAUCGCCAUGUGGAUCCCUGUCUUCCCUAUUGACACGAUCAAGUCGAGGCUGCAGAGCGCGGAGGGAAGGCCGACUAUUGGAGGUACGAUAAGAGGGAUUUACGCUGCUGGAGGGUACAAGGCUUUCUUCCCGGGCAUUGGACCUGCGAUGGCAAGAGCAGUGCCAGCGAAUGCGGCGACGUUCCUGGGUGUGGAGCUGGCGCAGAAGGCGAUGACGAAGAUGUUCGACAAGGAUGGAGAGUAA